Molecule: messenger RNA, 1059 nt
Organism: Purpureocillium lilacinum
Lineage: Eukaryota; Fungi; Ascomycota; Sordariomycetes; Hypocreales; Ophiocordycipitaceae
Source: RefSeq, a predicted model, not a curated record
AUGGUGGAUGCUGAAGUGGACGCGUCGGUGGGUGGGGGCUACCCCGCGACGCCAAAACGACGCGUGGGGCGGCCCACGACCAACACUCGCGAUGCGGCGAGGCAGUUUGAAGAGAAGGACUUGGCGGUGAAGCGCAUGACGCGACAAGCGACACGGACAGCCUUGAACGACGAUGAGACCGAACAGGCGACAAUCGCGAAGAAAGCAGUGGCCAGCGGCAGCGAUGGAAAAGCGAUGCUCCAGCGCGUUCUGGAGCUGCUGGACGCGUCACGCACCGAAAUGAAAGACAUGAGACAAAUCAUCACUGAACAGUUUGAAACCAUUAAAAAACAGCAAAAACUGAUUGAAGAGCUUCAGCAGCAAGGGGAAGACACGAAGCGCGAAGUUCUCGAUGCAAGAGAGGAGUUGCGUGAUGCAAAAGACCAAUUGAAGCAAGCAGUCGAGCAACUUGAAGCCAUCACGACACGCGUCGCGGAGUCCCCACAGCCAUCGUACGUGGACGUUGCGCGCUCCCCUCCGUCCUCGCAACCAAGCAACAUCAGGACCCUCUCAACAGGCAACACAACGCCGUCCAAUUUCACCGACACAUUCUACUGCACCAUCGAUACCUCGCGGGUUGGAAAUGGCGAAAACGACCAGGUUACGGCUGGGGCCAUUCGCAGCAUGGCCGAGGAGGAGAUCAGGGCCGAGCAAGGCCAGUCCAACUGGCGCUGCCGCGCCGUCAUCAAGGAUUCCAAGAAGCCCAACCGCGUCAAGAUUGCUUGCCGAGACGAAGCAGAGCAGAACAUGGUGAAGCGAAUUGUGGAAGCCAAGCUGCCACCGGGCGCGAGAGUGCUCAGAGACGAGCUCUAUCCUGUCAAAGUCGACCAUGUCAACCGAACAGCCGUCUUGGACGACUCGGGCGACAUCCGGCCGGGAGCUGCCGAGGCGUUUGGAAAGGUGUAUCUAUCCAAGGGGUCAGACGCCCAGAGGCUUCUUUCGGAGGGCUUCUUUUACGCCGGAGGAGAGUCGGGGUUUACCGGAGUCUUCGAACGUCGCCCUCGUCCCGACCAGUGCUAG